Molecule: messenger RNA, 930 nt
Organism: Botrytis fragariae
Lineage: Eukaryota; Fungi; Ascomycota; Leotiomycetes; Helotiales; Sclerotiniaceae
Product: putative phytanoyl- dioxygenase protein
Exons: 2
Coding region: 1-930 (309 amino acids)
Source: RefSeq, a predicted model, not a curated record
AUGCCGGAAACAAAGUCAAAACUCCUUGAAUCUCUCGAACAAGAUGGCUUCGUUCUCAUCCCCUCUCUUCUAAGUCAAGCAGAGAUUGAUUAUCUCCGUAUCGAAGCGGAAAAAACUGUCGACCUUGCUCGCUCUGGCUCAUGGCCAUAUGUUCGAACGCUUCCCAAGCAAUUUCCACCUUGGAACAUAGGAGAAGGAGAGUCACCUGCGAAAGAUGGUAUUUGGGGUGUUCAAUCACUCAUGAAUCCCAAGCUUGCAACUUCAUCAUCAUUUAUCAAGAUCUACUUCUCGGAUAAGAUGUUGGGUGUAGUGAAAGAGCUCCUGCAAUGCGAGGACGAAGAUUUAGUCAUGGAACUAUUUAAUUUAUUGAUUCGUCCUGAUCGCGACUUCGAGCUUCGUUGGCACCGAGAUGAUAUCCCAUCUUCUGCCACGGCUGAAGAGGAACUCGCAAGACUAGCGGAGCCUGCAUGGCAUGCGCAAUGGAAUAUGGCAUUGUAUGAUGAUUCUUCUUUGAUUGUGGUUCCCAAGUCUCACAAGAGGGCGAGGACCGCCGCAGAGAGAGAUAUGAGUGAAUAUGAGAUGGGAGUACAGGGCGAGAUCAGAGUAGAGAUGAAAGCGGGAGACGUGGUGUUUUAUGACAACAACAUUUUGCAUAGAGGAAAGUAUGAGAGUGGUAAGGAAAGGGCAACACUACACGGGAGUGUAGGUCAUCGGAAUGGCAAGGGAGUGAGAGCCAGGAACGUACUGCAGCAUGGAUUGAGGGAGCUGUUAAGCGACAACGCUGACAUCAUUGAUAAAUUCCAGUGGGUUGGUGAUAUUGAUCUUAGUGUACUGAACGAAGAAGAGAAAAAGAGAGCGGAGGGAAUGAGGAAGAGAUUAUUGGGCAUGGCUGAAGAGAGUGGUGAAGUAGGUUAUUCAUUGGAUGGAUGA